Messenger RNA from Penicillium verhagenii, 948 nucleotides. RefSeq lists its product as uncharacterized. Bases 1 to 948 code for a protein of 315 amino acids. The transcript has a single exon. Gene Ontology annotation, cellular component: mitochondrion. The record is from RefSeq and is a predicted model, not a curated record. NCBI's taxonomy places the organism in Eukaryota, Fungi, Ascomycota, Eurotiomycetes, Eurotiales, Aspergillaceae.
AUGCGACUCCUCGCAGCCAGACUUUCACUGGCAAAACUACCGUUCCCAAGCCAUGGAAUAACCAGCUUUCGGUUAUUCUCCAGCACCCAAAUCCAUAAUGACCUAACGCCCUUCACGCGCCGCCUCUUCAAACUCCCCUCCGCACCACCUCCGCCCUCCCAACACCACAACAGCCUCUCCCAAUUCCUCACCUAUGCCACCCGAAUUUCGCUUCCAGAAACCAGCACAGUCUACGUAGGCACCCACUACGAGUACACAGUCCUCCAAAGCCUCCGCCGGUACGCAUUCGCACUCCACCGCAUCGGCGGCCGCGACGAUGCCGGGAUCGACCUAGUAGGCACCUGGCACCCGCCCACACACGAGGGCUCACGCGCGCUCCGCGUCCUAGUGCAAUGCAAAGCGCUAAAGGCCAAGCUGGGCCCGAACCUGGUGCGCGAGCUCGAAGGCACGCUCCGGCAAGCACCGGUGGGCUGGCGCACGGGCCAGACGGUGGGUGUGCUGGUCAGCCCGCGCGAGGCAACCAAGGGCGUGCGGGAUGCAUUAGCGCGAAGCUCGUUCCCGUUGUUCUGGAUGAUGGUUGAGCGGGAUGGGACACUGCGGCAGGCGCUUUGGAAUUCGAAAGCGGAGGGACUGGGCUUGGGGGCUCUUGGGAUUGAGACGAGAUAUGCAGCUGCGGCUGCUGGGGGCUCUGCGGAGCUGUCAAAGGAGGUUGCGCUCACGUGGGAUGGAUGUGAUAUCCCGGAUAUGGAUGCUGUGGAGCAUUGCUUGCUUCGGCAGGAGGAGGGGUGGGUUAAGGCUUGGGGGCAGGAGUUGGAACAUGUUGAGAAGAGUGUGCUCUUGGAUACUGUUGAGCAGGUCUUCCCGGAUGGUUCUCCUUGUGGAGGGCUAGAUGGGACUUUGGCGCAGGAAGACCGGACGAAGGUGCUUCAGGUCUUGCGGGGUCGUUGA